GGAUGUCGGGCCUAAAGCUGAUCUCUGCAACUGACACCCGGUAUUCAGGAACGGUGCUGAAGUCGAUGAAUAGACAGCGAAAUAAUGGAUUGUUCUGUGAUGUCACCAUAGUUAUACAGGACCGUAAAUUCCGAGCACACAAAAACAUGUUGUCCGCGUCAAGUACUUAUUUCCACCAACUCUUCUCAGUGGCUGGACAGGUGAUCGAGUUGAAUUUCAUCAAGGCGGAAAUCUUUGAGGAAAUCCUGAAUUACAUUUACAGUUCCAAAAUUGUCCGCGUUCGCUCCGACAUGCUCAAUGAGCUUAUCAAUGCUGGGCAGGUGUUGGGUGUGAAGUUCAUUGCGAAUCUAGGCGUACCACUCUCACAAGUCAAGGGCCUACCUGGCCUGUCCAAAGACACAGAAAACAAUGAAGUAAGCUCCGUGGAGAAAAGCAGUACUGAGUCUAUGGGGAUGAUGAUGCCCAUUAUCACCGAGUCCUUUUCACUGUCUGCAGAGGAGUUCAGUCAAACUGACAAAAGUGCAGACAAGGAUCAGGACUCGGACAAUGACGACAUUAUGUUUGUAUCCAAAACGGACGCCAUCAAGAAAUGCAAGCCCUCCGAAAUCAUCGAUUUGGAUGGACCCGGUACAGAGGAAGACUCUGUGACAAAACAACCGGGAGAGGCCAGACCCGCUUUGACAAAGGACCAAGAGAAAACAGUCGAAGCAGCCCCGCACCUCAACAGCUCCUCGCAGACCCUGCAAGACCAGAGUCCUCUGAGCAGCCACAUGGUGUCCCCUGACACAAGGUCCAAUAUUCCGUCUUCACCCGCUGGAGCCUCCUCUUGCAGCACACCCACUAUGCCGGCUAGAAUUGGGACUUUCACCCCCAAAACACUCAGCACCUCCCUGCCCUCAGAAAACCACAAGAUAAUUGGAAUCCACAAGAAGCAGGUUACACUAGCUCGACAGAGUGACUUAAAAAUCAAGCUCUCUGAUGUUAAGUCACCCGGCGGAUUCAUCAAGGAGGCAGGCAUCAACAUUCCCCAAAUAUCCGCAGCUGCAAAAAAGACGAUAACACUAGAUAAAGCUUCAGAGAUCGACUCGUUUUCUCCAGGCUGCAAGGUGUACGCCAACAUUGGGGAAAACACAUAUGACAUUGUCCCAAUGAAGGACGACCCCGGGGAGGGAGAUUCUAAAAACAGUAGAGGGGGAAAAAGGUCUCUGAUGGCCACCCCUCUUCAACCUUUCAACACCUCUCAACUGCCACAGGGCACCCCGAGCAAGAAGACCAAAACGGAGCAGGAAGAUCACUACGAGCUCAUCAUGGACGGGAAGACCUUCUUUGUGUGCGUGGUCUGCAAGCGUCCCUACGUGUGCAUGACGAGCCUUCGGCGCCACUUCAACACCCACUCCUGGGAGAAGAAGUACCCGUGCCACUACUGCGACAAGGUGUUUGCCCUGGCCGAGUACCGGACCAAACACGAGAUCCACCACACAGGCGAGCGGAGGUACCAGUGCCUGCUGUGCAACGAGAUGUUAAUCAACUACCAGCUGCUGUCAACUCACUGCAAACAGGCCCACAACCAGGACCCAUCCGGGAGGAAACAGAAGGACGACACUGACAACAACUUGUACCGCCUGCUCCCUUGCAAAACGGUGCAGUUCAAGACCUACUCUUACGAGACAGACGAUUCAGAUUCACGAGGGGUCCCUAUUAUCCAAGAGGAUGGGAGUGUCCAGCACAUUAACCCUGGAAGGGGGCACCUGGCCAACCCACUACAGUUACAGUCCACCCAGGGCAAGAUGUUGAACUGGGAUGACAUCUUUGUGGAGCCUGAGGCACAGCCCCGACCAGGUGCUCACGCCCACCGGCCAGGGAGCCACCCUAUCCAACCUCCCCCAGGCUCAUCUGAAUUUGAGUUUGUCAUACCAGAGACAUAC
Molecule: messenger RNA, 1925 nt
Organism: Coregonus sp. 'balchen'
Lineage: Eukaryota; Metazoa; Chordata; Actinopteri; Salmoniformes; Salmonidae
Source: the annotation of a GenBank genome assembly